AUGUUGCGAAUUUAUUCUCUCGGACGGCCUUUGGCCGCCCUCGGACCACUUGCCGGGUCAUCCAGCGGCUGCCGGCGCGGUUAUCACGCCUUACCGAAUCGGAUAGGAGUAACCGAGGAUGGAUUGCUUCUCCGUCGAUUGCUGUCCCAUCCAACCGUGCCAUCAAACGGGCUUUUCUGGGAACGUCAUCGUAAAGGUGGCUACCAGAAGGAACAACGCGUCCCACUCCGGGAACAGAUCCAAAACGGUUUAAAAGAAAUGCGAACCGAAUUCGCGCUGUUCGCGCAGGAAUGGAAAGAGAAGGUUGAAAGCGAUCCACUCGUGGUGUUUCGGCCAGGUGAGGUAGAUGUGGUGUUUGGGUUCGAAACCCAAGCAGAGCUGGACCGGUGGGUUGUGACAUCGGACCGUGACCAUGGCCAGGGUUAUUCACAGGCGGCGUUCGAACUUAGCCCGGCUGGGUUCGGGUUGUUUCACGGUACACUUGAGUCACGUGUACCUAAGGAUGGCCAGAUUAAGCGAGCGGGCUACGCAAACAUUAAAAGCAUGCGCGUGCGGAAAUCAUUCAAACGUGAAGCGUUCUACGACUGGGGCCAGUACAACACCCUCGUGAUGAAGGUGCGCGGAGAUGGCCGGUCUUACCUGAUUAACCUAACCGCGGAGGGCUACUACGACAUCCUCUGGAACGACAUCUACCACUACGUCCUGUACACACGUGGCGGACCUCACUGGCAGCUGGUGAAGAUACCGUUUUCAAAGUUCUUUCUCGCCUCAAAAGGCCGCGUCCAGGAUCAACAGGGUCCGGUGCCGCUGAACCGGAUCACGAACGUCGGUUUCUCGGUGGGUUCACGUGGAGGCCACGAAGGUAGUUUCCGGCUCGAGUUUGACUACAUUGGCGUUGAGUUUGAUCCGUCGCAUCAGGAGGAAUUUGCGUACGAAAUGUACCGCCAGGACAAGUAUAUUGUCGGGACGUAAAGGCGGCUUUUGGUUUUUAUACAUAUGUUUUGCUGUUAGUCGAUUGUUGGCUAUAUCAUUGCGUUGGAUGAAAUAAAUACGGCC
Molecule: messenger RNA, 1056 nt
Organism: Anopheles nili
Lineage: Eukaryota; Metazoa; Arthropoda; Insecta; Diptera; Culicidae
Gene: CIA30
Product: complex I intermediate-associated protein 30, mitochondrial
Exons: 2
Coding region: 1-972 (323 amino acids)
Biological process (GO): mitochondrial respiratory chain complex I assembly; mitochondrial electron transport, NADH to ubiquinone
Cellular component (GO): mitochondrion
Source: RefSeq, a predicted model, not a curated record